Messenger RNA from Aethina tumida (small hive beetle), 1113 nucleotides. RefSeq names its product mitochondrial fission 1 protein-like. Lineage: Eukaryota; Metazoa; Arthropoda; Insecta; Coleoptera; Nitidulidae. The record is from RefSeq and is a predicted model, not a curated record. Gene Ontology annotation, biological process: autophagy of mitochondrion; mitochondrial fragmentation involved in apoptotic process; mitochondrial fission. The transcript has a single exon. Gene Ontology annotation, molecular function: protein binding. Bases 584 to 1039 code for a protein of 151 amino acids. Gene Ontology annotation, cellular component: peroxisomal membrane; mitochondrial outer membrane.
ACCGUAAACUGCGCCGAAAUAAGGAAGCUGGAAAAAAUCUACUUCGAAAAACUGUACAAGAACACUCUGAAACCGAAGGACCAACUCGACUACGGCUGGGCCCUGAUGCGAAGCAAAUUCAUCAACGACAUACAAAAAGGCAUCAUCCUAAUCGAAGAACUGUACAAAACCGACAACGAGAACAAACGUGAGUACUUGUAUUACAUGGCCGUGGGCAAUGCGAAGCUGAAGAACUACUGCACCGCCGUCACCUACUUGAACACCUACUUGGCCAUGAAGCCGGAAUGUGCGAAGGUACAGAAGUUGAUGGAGGCCAUCAAGAGGGAGGUCAAAUUGGAUGAGCUGAAGAGCUGGUUUAUGGCUGUGGGUGUUGCCAUAACCGUAACCGCUCUUGUGGGCCUCGGAAUGAACCUAGCCAGCAGAAUUAGAUUUUAACCCCAUUUUAUACUAGUUUUUAUAAAUUUACAGUUAUUGAUUGUCAUUUUGUGUAAACCAAAAACAAAAAACAAUAUAUUAAUUUUGACUUUUGUCAACACUUGUCACUUAUUUGUCGUUCGUCGAGUUUGAUCUUAUCAGAGAGACAAUGGUAGACUCGCUGGACGAAACGGUGGACCCGGAGGAGCUCAAGCUGUACGAGAGGAUCUACCACGAGAAGCUUCACAAGAAGGCCGUCACCCCGAAGGUGCAGUUCGAGUACAGCUGGUGCCUGGUGCGUAGCAAGUACGCAGCUGACGUCCAGAAGGGGGUGCUCCUGCUGGAGGACCUGUACAAAACCGACACCACCAGACAAAGGGACUACCUCUAUUAUCUGGCCAUAGGGAGCGCCAGACUCAAGGAAUACACCAAGGCCAUGCACUACUCCAGACUGUUCCUGACCGUGGAGCCGGAGAAUCGGCAGGUACAAACUUUGCAGCAAACGAUCAAAACCAGGAAGGAACGGGACGGGCUGAAGGGCAUGAUGAAGGCCGGCGGCGUUGUUUUGGCCAUCACCGCCAUUGUGGGUGCCGGCAUUGCAAUCGCCAACAGGCUCAAACCUUAGUCUACCAUAUUAUUACAUUAUACACUUGUUAUAUCACUGACUAUUAUUACAAAUAAAUUAUCUGUGCGGGGGCA